CGUCUGUCAGGGACCCACCGCCGUCUCCUUCGUCUCUGCUGCAGAGGGAGCCGCGAGUGACCCCAGACCUGCGGGCUCUGCUGCGCUGCGGGCGCCGGGCGGGUGAGAAGGGGGACCCCAGCAACCUCCGGAAAAGCGAAGAGGUUUCCUGGGUGUUCUCUCCACUUGAAAAGGUGCCUUAAAGACUCUCUGGAUGGGAUUGGUGAACGGUGGCGCCUCGAAAAGAGCCCUCCAAACAUCCCUGGAGGCGUUUGGCGGUCUGAGCAGAGAGAGAGAGAGGAGAGCACCGGACUGGAUAGGAAAUAGAUGCAGAAGAGCAGAGUGCAAGAUAAGGCAGCCCGAAUGGGGAUCAGGGAACCAAGAGAGCAGUGGUAGGCAUAAGGGAGCGUUUCCGUCGACAGGUGACAACAACUACAAUCAUUUGCAGCGCGAAAGAACUACCUUUGCCCAUGGCUGAAAUGAACUCAUAUCUACUGGUUUUUGUUGUUGUUAGCUAAGCACUGGCUAUGAUUUGUGGGCUCAGACUGUAUUUCUUUAGAAGAUAAACUGUCCGCAUGCUUUAAGUACCUCCUGAAACUUACGUUGGCCUUUACACUCCUCACAUACGCAGCUAUCUCUUCUGUCCCCCCGAGUUGCUAGGUAAAUUGGUCAUGACGGUGUAACGUAAAGAAGAACAUACUGUAUAUCAAAAUGAGAGUUUUAUAGGAGAUGUUAGAAGCUCUCAAGGCACUUUCAACCUUUUUUGUUGAAAAUACUCUGCGGACUCGAAGAAAUUUACGUGGAGAUAUUGAGCGUAAAAGUUUAGCCAUCAAUGAAGAAUUUGUAAGCAUUUUCAAGGAAGUGAAGGAGGAACUUGAAAGCAUAAGUGAAGAUGUUCAAGCAAUGAGCAACUGUUGUCAAGAUAUGACAAGUCGCCUACAGGCAGCAAAGGAGCAGACUCAAGAUUUAAUAGUAAAAACCACUAAGCUUCAAUCUGAAAGCCAAAAAUUAGAAAUAAGAGCACAAGUUGCAGAUGCCUUCUUAUCCAAGUUCCAACUGACUUCUGAUGAAAUGAUUCUUCUCCGAGGUACAAGAGAAGGACCCAUUACUGAGGAUUUUUUCAAGGCACUGGGAAGAGUAAAACAGAUUCAUAAUGAUGUCAAAGUUCUCUUGCGUACAAAUCAACAAACGGCAGGUUUAGAAAUUAUGGAACAGAUGGCCUUACUUCAAGAAACGUCUUAUGAAAGACUUUACCGAUGGGCUCAAAGUGAAUGUAGAACAUUGACACAAGAAUCAUGUGACAUAUCUGCAGUAUUGACACAGGCAAUGGAAGCCCUGCAGGACAGACCUGUCUUAUAUAAAUAUACCUUAGAUGAAUUUGGAACAGCCAGGAGAAGUACAGUUGUUCGUGGAUUUAUUGAUGCGCUCACAAGAGGGGGCCCCGGAGGUACACCUAGGCCAAUUGAAAUGCACUCUCAUGACCCUUUGAGGUAUGUGGGAGAUAUGUUGGCUUGGCUCCAUCAAGCUACUGCUUCUGAAAAGGAACACCUUGAAGCUCUCUUAAAGCAUGUCACUACACAAGGUGUUGAAGAAAAUAUUCAAGAAGUUGUUGGGCAUAUCACUGAAGGUGUGUGCAGGCCUCUAAAGGUUCGAAUUGAGCAAGUAAUAGUUGCUGAACCUGGGGCAGUUUUAUUAUAUAAAAUUUCUAAUCUCCUCAAAUUUUAUCACCAUACAAUCAGUGGCAUUGUUGGAAAUAGUGCAACUACAUUAUUGACCACCAUUGAAGAAAUGCAUUUGCUAAGCAAAAAAAUAUUCUUCAAUAACUUGAGUCUUCAUGCAAGUAAAUUAAUGGACAAGGUUGAACUCCCACCACCUGAUCUUGGACCAAGUUCUGCACUAAAUCAGACACUCAUGUUGCUGCGUGAAGUUUUGGCAUCUCAUGAUUCUUCGGUUGUACCAUUAGAUGCUCGUCAAGCUGAUUUUGUGCAGGUUUUAUCAUGUGUCUUGGAUCCUCUCCUACAGAUGUGUACUGUAUCAGCCAGCAACUUAGGUACAGCUGACAUGGCCACUUUCAUGGUCAAUUCACUAUAUAUGAUGAAGACAACAUUAGCGCUAUUUGAAUUCACUGACAGACGUCUGGAAAUGCUACAAUUUCAGAUCGAAGCGCAUUUGGACACACUUAUAAAUGAGCAAGCCUCUUACGUUUUAACUAGGGUAGGCUUGAGUAACAUCUAUAACACUGUACAGCAACACAAACCAGAGCAAGGCUCUUUAGCUAAUAUGCCCAACCUAGAUUCUGUGACACUGAAGGCAGCGAUGGUUCAGUUUGAUCGUUAUCUGUCAGCCCCAGACAACCUAUUAAUGCCACAGCUGAACUUUCUUCUAAGUGCCACAGUGAAAGAGCAGAUCAUAAAACAGUCUACAGAAUUAGUCUGCAGAGCCUAUGGUGAAGUGUAUGCAGCUGUGAUGAAUCCAAUCAAUGAAUACAAAGAUCCAGAGAACAUUCUUCACAGAUCGCCACAGCAAGUGCAGACGCUUCUUGCCUGAUUAUCUUAUUUCAUUGUGUUAGCAAAAUAUGGCCUUUCUAAAACACUGAAGAUUAUUUUUUAUUCUUUGAAUUUUUACUUUAAAAUUUGAUAGUUUUCUUUGUAUCAUAACAUUGUGAGUCCCGAUAUUUUUUUUUUGUCUCAGUGACAUGUUUACCUGAGUUUGUAUUGCUGUGUAUCUAUUCUAAAUAUGAGAUGCUCUAUUUUUUUGUUAGCCAUCUCUCCAGCUCUGCAGUUUCCCCUGUAUUGAGGAAGCAUAAAGUAGUAUGAAAGGUUUGAAGAAUUUUUUUUACAAGACUAGUUCUAAAUUAACAGCAUAUAAAAAUUCUGUCUAAAUUAAGAAUUAGUAUAAGGAUAUGACCUAAUAAAUGUCUCCUUACCUAAAGAUUCAUUUGCUUUCCUAUUAAUAUGAAUAGUCAUACCUAGUAGCUUUUCUGUACCUAGCCUAUGUCUCUGUCCCCAAAAUAGCUACCCUUAAAGAGUUGUUAGAAGAGAGAAAAAUAACAGUGAAUUGUGCUCCUGGUAUAUAUGGCAGUGAAUCUCAUUCUUGUUCUACUUUAGCAUACUGUAUAUAUUUGACUGCAUACAUUUUUAUGCAAUUUUAAAUAUACACUCAGCAAUGAUGAGAAAAAAAGGAGAGCGAAAAGUAAUUUCAAUAGGGUGGAUUCCACUCUGUGGGAGCCCUUGAUGGAACUCAAGGUGGAGCGCAGCCUUUCCAAUGACUUCUGGGCGUGUAGACAGCCUGAGCUGUGUCUAAGUCUGCUGUUUGAAGAAAGGUAUUUGUCAUACAAUAUGGGUCCCAAAUCCAACCAACUGCAAAUUUUAUCUGGUGUUCAAACUAAAGAAACAAUGAUCUGUUCAAACACUGGAGAAAAAAAACUGCCAGAGGAGGAGUUGCCAGUGGGCAGUGUGUCUUAUCUCCAUGGUGUAACUGGACUCUUACUUUAGACCAUUACCUGUUAGGAAGAUUCAAAAUGACUGUAUUUUUAAAGGGAUAAAUCCCAAUGUGCCUGAUAUGACAUUCUUAUCAGCAGAAAAAAGCUUAAUUUCUAGUAGAUCUAUAAAAAGGAGUAAGUCCCUAAAUUACAAAUGAGAAAACUGAAGCACAAGGAAAAAAAUAACUAGUUUGAAAUAUUUUGAAAAGUAAUAGCAUAAAACUAAUAUUUGUAGAAAAUUAUGUUGUAUAUGACAAAUUAGUAUUUAUAUGACCUUUUUGAAGUUUAUACUUGUUUAUAACUAAUACAAUUCUUUUUGGAGUCAGAAUGAUUAUGUAAUCAUUACCCAUUUAGGUAUAAAUCUGUAUUUUUAGUCUUUUCCCUUCAAUGAGUAUGUGUUAUAUAUAAAAGACAGAAAAUAAAGUAUAACUCAAGAACUUAAAAUUUAUAUAAUUUAUUUCUACAGUGAAAAGAUUCACACCUUGCCAUGAGUGAACUCCUUUGUUUUAUAGGAAAAAGUAUAUUUUGCUUUUUACCUGUUUUUUUUCAAAUAAAAUAUUUCUAGAGCAGCAAUCAUUGCAGUUAUCCUAUAGAUACAUAUCCUAUUGACAUGUUUUUAGAAAAUGCACUAAUAGAAAUGGAAGUACAAUAUAGGGCAAAACUGAGGUAAUGAGUGAAAGAUUCACAGGCAAAAUGUGCUAUGUAUGAUCUUGAGAACUAAGGCAAAAUAAAAACAUUGCAAGUAGUAAUCCAUUAAUGUAACACCUAACUUUGCUAUUACUCCAUUGUUUGUAUUUUGAACCAUUUUCAUUUGGCAUAAGUAUAACCUAGAAAAUGCAUGUCUGCCCUUCUUUCAGAGAGGGAAGGUGAUUGAAUGGCAAAACCCUUAUGUGUUUGAACUUUUCCAUUUCUUUCUCUAUGCCUUCACUUGAGCAGGUGGAUAUUACCUGAGGAAGAAGAUGACACAAAUGGACUGAUUGACUUGACUCGAAAUUCGUGAUUACAGUGUUCAAAUGGGCACUGCUAUCGUUUGAAAAAUGUUUCUCCAAAUUCGUGUUGAAAUCUUCACACCUGAGUGUAUUAGGAGGUGGGUUUUUUGAGAGGUGAUUAGGUUGUUGGGAUGCAGCCCUCAUGAAUGGGAUUAGUACCCUUACCCAAGAGGCUGAAGAGAUCCCUGUCCUUUCAACCAUGUGACGUUACAGUGAGAAGACAGCCAUCAAUGAGGAAGCGGGCCCUUACUAAAUACCACAUCUUUUGGCACCUUGAUUUUGGGCUUUCCAGCCUCCAGAACAGGGAGAAAUAAAUGUCUGUUGUUUUUAUAAGCCACUUUAUUUGGGUAUAGCAGCCCAAAUGAACUAAGACAGACACUCAAUAUUGCUUUGUGAUUCUACUCUGUUUCUUUGGCAAACUUACCUUUCCAUGUUUCCAAAGGACUUUUUCAUCCACAUUCUCAGUUAAUAUCCUUCAUAAUUCACCAAGAUUAGAAACUCUUAUAUAAUCUUCCUCAUUUUCCUAUUCUCAAACAUCACACCCAUCUUCUCUCCUCCCUCGUUUUGCACUUGAGAUGUUCUCUCUUUUUCUAUGACAGGAUAUUCCCUUUAUGCUCAGGCUUGCAUUUCUCAUCUUCUUAUUAGAGUCUUCUCUUUUUGGAUUAUCCCUUCAUUUUGCUUCAGCAACAACUGGCCUCUCUCUAGGAUUAUUCUCAAUGUCAUACAUAAUGUUGUAAUGUUUAUAAUAUUUUUUAAACCUCUCUACCUCUGAGAUCCUAACACCUCCAUUUCUCUGCUUCCUUUUCUGGUUUAGACAUGCUGUCAUCUACUUCCUCAUUUCUCAUUCUGUCUUUAAAGUAUCCCUCUCACCACUACACUGAAACUUACCUGAUGCACUUUUCAUCGGUGCUAUAUGUUGUCAGAAGCAGAUUCUUCUGUAUCUCUAUUUAUUGAACUUUCAAUGUCAUUCCACACAUUUCUGUUUGAAAUUCUAUCCUUUCCAGGCUUCCAUGGCACCACUUUUUCCUGAUUUUCUUUUCAUUUCAUUAGUCUAACCCUCUUUUGACCUUCUUCCCUGGGUCUUUUGCCUCUGUAUGAUUUCUAAAUGUUGGCAUACUCUAGGGCUUGAUCCUGGAUGCUUUUUUUUUUUAAUCCUUCCUUUAGGGAUUUAUUACUUCAGCCCAUUCUAUCCAGAAUAAUGCUAAAGCUUAAGUGUCUUUAGAUAUAUCCAUAUGAUGGAGAACAGCAGUGAGAAAAUGAAAGGUUUUCAAAUACAUAAUGUUGAGGGAAAAAAUCAGAAUAAUAUAAUACUUUAAUAGAAUUUUUAACAAAAUGUAAAAAGAUAUAUUAUUCAUAAAUAUACAUAUGCUAAAUAUGUAAGGAAAAUAUGGGAAAUGAUUAAUACAGUUUAAGAUUAUGGAGAGGGAAGCACAGGAUGUGUUGAAGUUACUGAUAAUGUUUUAUUCUUAUGCUAGGUUGUUAGUACUAUUUAAAUAUUCUUUAAAAUUUUUCAUAUAUGUUACGUAAACUUUGUAUAUUUUACAAUUUUAAAAAAUAGUUUAGAAACUUGCUUGGCAUAGGGCCUGGACUAAAGUUGGAACUCAGUAUAUAAUAGAUAUUUUUUUAGUUAGUCUUAUUAUUAAACACAUUUCUUAAGUAUCUAGUAGGUACUAGGCUCUGUGAUAAGCAUCAGAGUUUAAAAAUAUAGCGAAAUCAUGUGUUUCCCAUUGAGGAAUUCCCAGUCUUGCACAGAGAUAGCUACAUGUAUUAUAAAUAAACAUAAUGCAAUUUGGUAGAGUGCUUGUACAUGUUGGCAAGAAAAAACAGUGAACUAAUAUCCUUUAUAAUUCAAUCAGAUGUCCUUGGUAUAUAAGAGGUUGAGAGCACACACAGAAAACAGUUUCAAACCACAACUAUCCAUUGUUUAGUCUGAGAUUAUCAUAAUGACUGGGUUCUAUUAACUAUUUAUUUGAUUAAGAUGUAAAAUUAUAUAAUAGCAUGGUGAGAGCAAAAAUGGUAGAUUAAAGAAUUUAAAAAUUUUGUGCCCUUAUAAAGGUAGCAAUAAAACUGACCUUCAAAAAAUGGUCAAACUCAACUUUUUCAGUACUCUAGAAACUAAUCAAAAACUCAUAGUAACCUGAGUUACUUAAAAAAAAAAAUGCCAAAUGUUAGUAAGAACAACAAGCAUUUUGGCGCAUUAACUUAUGCCAGUUCCAUACCUUGCUCCCUAGUUCAGCAAUAGUCUUGAAAAGAACAUACCACAUUCAUGGUAUGGGAAAGAGCAGAAUGGACCUUAUCUGGAGAUAGUCCUUAUUUGAGCCAUCUGAUAACUCCCAGGAAAACCAAUUCACAAUUUAUCUUGCCUAUUAUGGAACUGAGCCUCUACUGUAGUAGGGAUGGCGAAUUUAUUUAAAAUAUUUACCUGCCACUGCUGCAUGAAGCAAUGGGUAACAGCUGGGGCAAACAGUAAACUAACCAGAAAGCUUUGGAAGAAAGGUUGGGAAUGAGAUGUUCAUAAGGACUUCGAAAAACUCUUGACAUAUUUUCUGGAAAUCCAGAAGGCUCUGUGCAUAUUUAGGACUGUGUGCAUGCUCACAAACAACCAGAGACCCUAAUCUCUCACCUCUACCUGACUUUGAGGAUCUGAGCAAGCAGGGAAUGAAGGCAAAAGAAAAGUUAUAAGCUGCCUGGCUGAGUGUUCAAGACAUGUUCCAACAGGCACACAGAGCCCUUCAGCAAAUACUGAGCAAUUUUUUGGUUUUAGGCAUUUAAGGAAAUCUUCAUCCAAUCAUUACUUGACAAUUAAGCUAAUGAAUCAGACAUAUAAGCGGUCACACAUGACAAGACAGAUUUUAUAGAAUGAGUUCAUGAAACUCACUAAAUAUAAUCACAGCUGUAAAAGGCAGCAACAACAAAUGGGGUAAGGCAAGAGAAUCUGAUUUCCAACAGAAAGCCUAGAUACUGAACUUACUAGGCAAAGAUUUUAACUAUUUUAAAUAUGCUCAAGGAUUUAAGGAAACCAAGUCUGAAGAACUAAAGUAUAAGAAGAGUGUCUCACCAAAUACAGAAUAUAAUAAAGAGAUAGAAUUAUAAAAAGAUUUUAUAAAUUUAUAAUUUUUAAAAUUAUAAUUUAAAGUUACAUUUUAUAGAAAUUAAGAAAAGAAACUUAUUUGGACAUGAGAAUUACAGGACAGAAACAAUUGACUAUCAGGGAUAAAAACAGUUUUGAGCAGCAGAAGAAAAAUCUCAGAAACCUUGAAAUUAGGUCAAUUGAGAUGUUCCAGUUUGAGGAAAAGGAAAAAAAAAAAAGUGAAUGAAAGAAAAUAGCCUCAGAGACCUCUGGGGCACCAUCAACAAUGUACAAUGGGAGUCUCAGAGAAAAAAAGAAAGGAUCUGAAAGAAUAUUUGAAGAAAUAUUGUCAGGAUACUGGAAAUUUGGUGUAACACAUUACACAUUCAGGAAGUUCACUGAGCUCCAAGUUGGAUAAACUAAAAAUAUUUACACUGGGACACAACACAGUCAAACUGUUGUAAGCCAAAGGCUAAGAGGGAAUCUUGAAAACACCAAGAGAGAUGUAACUCAUAAUGUACAAGUGAUCCUCCAUAAGAUUAAUACCUAAUUUCUCAUCAGAAAUUGUAGAAACCAAAAGGCAUUAGAUGGUAUAUUCAAAGUGCUGGGGGGGAAAAAACUUAGCACAGAAUUCUAUAUUUGGCAAAACUGUCUGUAAACAUAUAGGAGAAAUUAAGGCAUUCCCAGAUGAACAAAAGCUGAGAAUUCAUUGCGGGCAGACCUGCCCUAAGUGAGUGCUCAACAGAGUACUUGGAGCUGAAUGAAAGGACACUAGACAAAAAAAAAAAAAAA
Molecule: messenger RNA, 8311 nt
Organism: Sapajus apella (tufted capuchin)
Lineage: Eukaryota; Metazoa; Chordata; Mammalia; Primates; Cebidae
Gene: COG6
Product: component of oligomeric golgi complex 6
Exons: 19
Coding region: 709-2526 (605 amino acids)
Biological process (GO): intra-Golgi vesicle-mediated transport
Cellular component (GO): COG complex
Source: RefSeq, a predicted model, not a curated record